AUGGGCCUGUGGGUGGCUCUGUGGGUGCUUCUGUACCUGCCGAGAGCCCUCCAGGGCCAGGACCCACACACCCGGGCAGCCCCCAGCUCCGUUCUGCACAGUUUCGAGGACAGCAAGUUCCAGGGGGAGUGGUUUGUCCUCGGCCUGGCGGGCAACACCCACACGGUAGCAGACAGGUCCCUGCUGAGCCCUUUCACAGCGACCUUCACGCUAAACAAGAACAACCGCUUAGAAGUGGCGUACGCCAUGUUCCGGGGCCAGCGCUGUAUCACCUGGUCGUACGAGCUUAUUUCUCAGUCCCAGCCUGGGGUGUUCUCAGUGGAUCACAGUGGAGAGCCCGGGGCGGACCCCGAGGAGAUCCACGUGCACGACACGGACUACGCAUCCUUUGCCCUCCUGCUCUCCAGGAAGCAGUCGGGCCUGCAGUGGGUCCUCAGGGUCAGCCUGCUGUGCAGAAUAUGGGCCAUUCAGACUCAGUUGCUGGACAAGUUUGUCUGCCUGGUCCGAGCUCAGGGCCUCUCGGACGACAACAUCAUCUUCCCGGACCUGACAGACUGGUCAGUCCUGCCUGACAACUGCUGA
This is a messenger RNA of Budorcas taxicolor (takin), 582 nucleotides long. RefSeq names its product lipocalin 12 (gene LCN12). Gene Ontology annotation, molecular function: small molecule binding. The transcript is spliced from 6 exons. The record is from RefSeq and is a predicted model, not a curated record. The coding region runs from base 1 to 582 and encodes 193 amino acids. Lineage: Eukaryota; Metazoa; Chordata; Mammalia; Artiodactyla; Bovidae.